Heteronotia binoei (common prickly gecko) is the source of this 2143-nucleotide messenger RNA. It is a transcript of the gene MTHFSD, whose product is annotated as methenyltetrahydrofolate synthetase domain containing. Gene Ontology annotation, molecular function: RNA binding. NCBI's taxonomy places the organism in Eukaryota, Metazoa, Chordata, Lepidosauria, Squamata, Gekkonidae. The record is from RefSeq and is a predicted model, not a curated record. Gene Ontology annotation, cellular component: cytoplasm. The transcript has 8 exons. Bases 11 to 1201 code for a protein of 396 amino acids.
GCGGGGAAGCAUGGAGCGCGCAGCGGGGGCGCGCCUGAGCCCCGGUAUUUCCAAGUGGGACAUCCGACAGAAAAUCUGGGAUUACAUGGAAGCCAGCAACUUAGCUGAUUUCCCAAGACCUGUCCAUCACCGGAUUCCUAAUUUCAAGGGGUCUUUCCUGAUGUGCCACUGUGUACAAAAGUGGGAGGCGUUUGAGAAAGCGAGGGAGGUCAAGGUGGACCCCGACAAGCCCCUGGAGGGAGUCCGACUGGCCACGCUCCAGGCUGGAAAAACACUCCUGGUGCCAACUCCCCGGCUGCGAACUGGGCUGUUCAACCGGAUCGUCCCUCCCCCCGGGGCGGCCAAAGUCACCCUGAGAAAAUGUGCUACCUCGCAGGGCGUUAGAGAUUUUAGCGUCCCUGUAGAGCUGGAUGCAAAUGUGCGCGUGGACCUGGUGGUGGUGGGAUCCGUGGCCGUUUCUGAGAAAGGCUGGCGAAUCGGGAAAGGGGAAGGCUAUGCGGACAUGGAAUACGCCAUGAUGGUCUCCAUGGGAGCUGUGAGAGAGGACACAGUAGUCGUCACGGCCGUUCACGACUGCCAGGUAGUGGACAUCCCAGAAGAGCUCCUGGGUGAGCACGACCUGACCGUGGACUACAUCCUCACCCCGACGAGAGUGAUCCGGACUGGCUGUGCGCGCCCAAAGCCCCAGGGGAUCUUCUGGCACAAGGUCAGUUCCGAAACACUGGAGAAGAUCCCAGUCCUCAAGAAUCUUCGUUGGAGAGAGAAACAAGCCGGCAAGGAUGUCACCCUCAAAGAGGAACGGACAGAUGUUCCAGCUGUUUCUGAGCUGUCAAGAAAAGCCAGGGUCGUUAGGCCCGAAGGCCCUGCAUUGCGGAACGAGUCCAGCAAGGGCCACGCCAGCCCGAGGGAUGAAUCUGCACCCGCUAGCUCAGACCGUCUCCGCGAACUUUCCAGUCUAUUUGUGGGGAACAUCCCUCCGGCGACCAGAGUGAGUGAAUUCAAGGCAGUCCUCAGGGAGCGCCACUCCACCCCCGCCCACCUCACUUGGCAGGGGCCGCAGCGCCGAGCUUUCCUCCAUUACCGGGAUAGCUCAGCGGCUGAAGUCGCCAUGGCGACAUUACAAGGCCUGAGCCUCCAUGGCUGCACCCUGAGAGUCGAAUCUGCCAAGGCCCAAUGCAAGAAGACGUCCAGCGGGCCCUGAAGGCCAAAUAGGAGAAGCGGCCCCCUACUUAGUGCGACCACCUGACAGAGUCCCAAGGCGAAGAUUUCUCGUCCCUCUAAUCCUGGAGGCUUCAUCCUCAGGCAAGGACAUCACACAGGAUGGGUCUCUAACAGUCCUGACGUUCCCCCCAAAGAAAUUAUUUUUAAAUUCAUUUAGGACAGGGGUGGCCAACGGUAGCUCUCCAGAUGUUUUCUGCCUACAACUCCCAUCAGCCCCAGCCAUUGGCCAUGCUGGCUGGGGCUGAUGGGAGUUGUAGGCAAAAAAAACAUCUGGAGAGCUACCGUUGGCCACCCCUCAUUUAGUUUCAAGUUUAUUUAAGUUUAUAUCCCGCCCUUCCCACCGAGGUGGCUCAGGGCGGUUCACAACACAUAAAAAACUAACAUAAUUUGAAUUUAAAACAUGAUUUAGGAGAUUUCUAAGCUGCCAGCACUGUAAAAAGGUACCUUUUGUUUUUGCAAAGCCACUUCCACUGGUCCUUGAGGGAAACAACAGUUAAAAUUGCUUUACAGGGACAGUUUAAAUGUACCUUAUAUGGAAAACCAGUUCACACUUCUUUGUGUGGGACUUGCUCUGCUCUUGAGUCGCUUGAGAACUCAGAGAUGUAUUUCUGGCUUGUUGUCUGGCCCUUGGAUCCUUUGCUGUAUUCUGGAUUUGCUUCAGGGAAUGACAGUUCUCAAAAAAAGUUUGGUGCGGGUAAGUUUUCUCUGCAAGGGUGAAUCGAUGUGGGCGUUGCAUCAAGAACUUCCCUGCAAACGCUUUUGUAGAAGGGAAAAAAAUGAAUUUGAUUUUUUUGUUGUUCAUUUGUUCUCUUGCGUGUUUCUUUGUUUCCUGAAAACAAGAUGGACUGGGGCGGAACGUCUCACCCGACAGAAAACGUUUUUGCCAGCGAUCUCAGGCCUUAAGAUCAAAAUAAGCACUGAA